Messenger RNA from Fimicolochytrium jonesii, 1846 nucleotides. RefSeq lists its product as uncharacterized. The transcript has 4 exons. The record is from RefSeq and is a predicted model, not a curated record. NCBI's taxonomy places the organism in Eukaryota, Fungi, Chytridiomycota, Chytridiomycetes, Spizellomycetales, Powellomycetaceae. Bases 361 to 1674 code for a protein of 437 amino acids. Gene Ontology annotation, molecular function: protein binding.
ACUCGCCGCAACACUCACAACAGGUACGUAUGUGUGAAGAGACAGAGAGACAGAGUGAGAGAGUAGCAAGGAAUAUGGGCGGGAACUACACGGGGCGUAGGGACGGGAUGGGGGAAGCCGCUCUUACAUAUAGUGGGCGUUAGGCUUGGCAGUCCCCCCCAAUUCUUGCUGGGAUCUUACUAGCUGGAACGAGAGCACCAGCGUUGGGCAGCAAACGACAUAGAAUUGCCACACCUGCACACGUCCUUCCAACUAUUAUUCUUGGCUGACCCUUAAGAUUGUCUUCCGCCUUCAGCAUUCACAAUCGUCGUGGGAACGUUUCGACAACCACCCGCGAUCUAUCCCACACUUCACAACACAAUGUCCCCAACAAAACGGACAAUGAAGGCUGCGGCUUUCUCGCUUUUCGCCCUCGCUUCUGGAGUUGCCGCUGCUGAUGAUAAGUCGCGCCCAAGCGAAUGCAUAGCAGUGGACAGCUCAUCAACAUGCGCACCCUUCGCGGCCGGCCACUACAUCAACGCCACAUAUCUCGGACUCGUCUACGGUCUCGACAAGCCCAUCCCCGAUGCGGCCUACUGGGACAACCUCGUCAAGACGGUUACUUCAGGCAGCAAAGAACAGGCCGCCAUGUGGACCAACUGGGCCCAAUGCACCGGCUACAAGGGCCAGCCUAUCCAGUACUACCGCUCAUAUGUCUGCCUCACCGAUAUCAACUACUUCUCGCAAGGCUGCAACCCGGGCUACAAGCCGCCUUCCAAAUCCAUUUGCACGAAUAUCUGCGAAUCGUACGGAAGCGCGGUCAGCACGUUGAUUCAGGACGAGGAGAUCUGCCCAACGCGGUUUGGUGAUGCUAGCACCCCGGCCAGCGUGUAUGAGGAAGUGAGGAACCGCAGGAACAAUGCCCUGCAAGGGUCAAAGACUUGCUCGGCGCUCGCCGCUGCAUGGGAGAAGGAUGGGUACAAGAACAAUGCCAGUGAUUGCCAAUACGGUACCGAAGAUGACCACACCUCUUGCGGCUUCGCUGGUAAUGCCGAGAUUGCCAACUACUACUGCACAGACUACCCCACCGACCCCUGCUGCAAACGUCUCAAGGGCGGCCGCAACGUCGACUCCAACUCCAAGCCGGAGUCCAACUCGAACUCCAACUCCACCACCUCUGCCGGCCUCGACCAAUCCAACGCAGGCACCAAGGCCGUCGCCGCCGCCGCUGACGUCCAAAACGAUAUCAGCGCAACCGCCGCGGCCGCUGCCACCGGUUCCGAAUCCUUCGCCUCUAAAAACAAAAUUCCCCUCGCCAUCGGCGGCUCCCUCGUCGGCAUCGCAGCCAUCGCCGGCGCCAUCGUCGGCACCCGCCACAUCAAAGCCAAAAACUCCAACGGCUCCCACGCCCCGCGUCCGCGGGGCAAGAUGACCGCGGGUACCGCUGUCCCCUUCCUCGCACCCGACAUGAAGGACACGAGCAAGGACCGCACUGCGGCGGAUGGAUCGACGAGCACGAAGCAUAAGGUUGUGUACGAUUAUACGCCGCAGUUGAUUGAUGAGUUGGAGUUGGCGAAGGAUGAUGUUGUGGAGGUGUGGGCUUCUUAUGAUGAUGGCUGGGGUAAAGGCUUGAACACCCGCUCAGGCAACAAGGGAACUUUCCCAAUGGCCUGUCUUGAACCCAUCUCGGAAUAAAACCCCGCCCUCACUCGCUUGAAUGAUAAUGUUCUGUAAUCUUAGCGUCGUCGAUACGUUUUGUUUUUUUCUCUCUUGUAUCAAUCCUUUUUCGCUUUUUGCGCAAGAAAGACCACCCAACCCAUUGUAUAAAUAAUUCAUAAUCGUAUCCGUGCAGAAAUGUGAGGAGGCC